AUGUUUUGCCGUCAAGCGUCAAGAACAAGAUGCUCUCCGGUAGGCAGACGUAUGUAUGCCUCGGUAACUCAACAUGACCAAAAGUACCUCAGCGCAAGAGAAAAUAUAAAUGUUUUGUUAGAGCAACAAGAUAGAUCAUCUUAUAUAUUGGCUCAAUAUGUUCCUGAACCCGCCAGGGAUGCCUUCUUAGCAAUACGAGGAUUUAAUUUGGAAAUCAAUAAGAUUAAUGAUGGAGGUAAAAAUAAAGGAUCAGUUUCUGCUCAAGCUUCAAAUCAAUUGAAAUCUACGAUGGGGGUGACGACAGCAGAUAUGAAAUUUAAAUUCUGGAGCGAUAUGCUUGCUAGAAUAUUUGCUGAUCCAUAUUCUGAUAAAGACAUCGGCGAGCCAAUUGCAAUUCUUCUUAGGGAAGCCAUUAAGAAUGACUUGAACAUGGAUAUAUCUUACUUCCACCAGUUUCUACAAACUAGGAGCCAUUUUCUAAAAAACAAAUAUUUCAAUACAGUUGAUGAUAUAUGUUCUUAUGGCGAGGGUACCUACUCUCAGCUUAAUUAUUUGACGCAGUCCCUACUAUUAUCACCUUCAAUUUCACCAUCUGCAAUUAAUGUUUUAGAAUAUUCUGAGUCAUUGCAAUCAUUAGUGAGCGAUAUUGCGGCACACAUUGGUCAAGCAACUGCUAUAGCUUCAAUGAUUCUAGGCAUAAAGUAUUAUUCAACGACAAGAAAUCAAGUAACUUUACCAAUUUCCAUCAUGACGAAAUAUGAUCUUUCUCAAGAAUCUUUGUUAAGUAUCACCCAAGGUCAUAGUAAAAACGAAGAUGAAAUUAGUGAUUUUAGAGAGAAAUUGAAAAACGUUGUGUACGAGACAGCUACUACGGCAAAUGAUCAUAUUAUAUCUGCAAGGAGCAAGCUAUCUCAGGUUCAAAGCGAGAUAAAAAACACUGUUGAAUUCCACAGUGACGAUCAGUACUUACAGAGACAUGCAAGGCGUUGGAGAAGAAAUAUUCCAGAUGCAAUAUUCACCCCGUUCAUGGUGUCUAUACCAACUUCUUUAUACCUCCAGAAACUUGAGAAGUAUGAUUUCGAUGUUAUGCAUCCUAAGCUACAACAAAAAGAAUGGAGGCUAGCUUGGACAUCUUACAAGAACUAUCACUUCAGAAGGAUUUGA
Molecule: messenger RNA, 1164 nt
Organism: Priceomyces carsonii
Lineage: Eukaryota; Fungi; Ascomycota; Pichiomycetes; Serinales; Debaryomycetaceae
Exons: 1
Coding region: 1-1164 (387 amino acids)
Biological process (GO): mitochondrial respiratory chain complex I assembly; biosynthetic process
Cellular component (GO): mitochondrion
Source: RefSeq, a predicted model, not a curated record